UACAGCGAAAUAGUUGACGAACAGCUGUUGCCGGCGAAGGAAGUACCGAUUUUUAAGUCCCAAAACUUAAUCGAAACUUCAACUCUUUGGCAAGAUACUUAUUCAGAUCCAUUUUUGGACUUAGUGUAAAAGUUAUAGACGGGUAAAGUUCAAAAGGCCGCCGGUCGAGAUGGGAACUUUGUCAUUGAGCGAUUUCAAAGAGGUGAGAAUCCCAGCCCCUUGGGGUCACAUCUCCGGUCGAUGGUAUGGCAACCUCACAGAGAGACCCAUCCUGGCAAUCCACGGAUGGUUGGACAACCUGGGCACCUUCGAACGACUGAUUCCCCUUCUGCCAGAUUAUAUUGGAGUGCUCUGCAUCGAUCUACCUGGACAUGGAAGAUCCUCUCGCCUUCAGCCUGGGAUGCACUACAGCAUACAUGACUAUGUUUUCAUUAUUCCCCUCGUAAUGAAGGAGUACAGCUGGACAAAGGUUUCCCUGAUGGGUCACUCCUUAGGAGGCAUUAUCAGCUUCUUUUACACUUCUCUGGCCCCAAACACGGUGGACAUGGUCAUAUCUCUGGAUAUAUUGCUGCCCAGGCCAAUAGCAGAUAUCAGUACAGCACUACCAGACUUGGCGCAGAGCAUGGAGAAGCAUCUGGUUGAAGAGGAUCGCCAAAAGGAGGGUCAUUUACACGAGCCGCCCUCCUACACCCUCACCCAGUUGACCAAGGUCCUCGCCAAGGGCAGUUCUAAUUCCGUGACUCCUCAAUUUGCUAAGCACCUGCUCGUUCGUCAGGUUGCCAAGUCAAAACUUUACCCUGAGAAAUUCUACUUCUCUAGGGAUGGACGAGUCAAGUUUUAUCAUUCAAUGGUCGUGGAACCUGGACUUGCCGAUGAGAUGGCUAGGAGGAUCCAAAAAAAGCCAUACAUGAUUCUAAAGGGUUUGCAGUCUUCACAUGUGGGAGCUCAUUGUGACACGCCCAUUUCCAUUCUACGUGAAAAUAAUCCGCAUUUUGAGUAUUAUGAGGUGGAGGGUGGUACCCAUCAUCUUCAUCUCCAUGCCGCCGAGGAGUGUGCCCGUUACAUAGUGCCCUUCAUCAGGCACCAUCGACCUCCAACCCUGACUUCUUGGUCACUUACCGGCAAGGAGCAGCAGCUUAGCUCAACAGAGAAGCGCAGGGUUCAGGAGAGAUUCUUUGAAAGAAGUAAAAAUAAACGCAGCAAGCUUUAAAUGCUGAACUAAGUGCUUAAUCAGCUAA
Messenger RNA from Drosophila eugracilis, 1238 nucleotides. RefSeq names its product serine hydrolase-like protein. The record is from RefSeq and is a predicted model, not a curated record. The transcript has 2 exons. Bases 170 to 1210 code for a protein of 346 amino acids. Lineage: Eukaryota; Metazoa; Arthropoda; Insecta; Diptera; Drosophilidae.